UUUCGAGUAGCGUCCUCCCUGGAGCCAUCACGAUGAAAAUGCUGGCCCCACAUGAUGGACCCGACAUCGCUCCGGUUGACUCUUCUGGCGAAUUGCAUGGUGCGACAUUCUGGCUGCUGGUGUGUGGCGCCGCAGCGGCCGUGGUCACUGUUCUCGCCGCUCUCGCCUGCUGGGUCACGCGCCGCAGGAACUCGUUGGCCCACAAACUUGGUAGCAAACGUGGUCCGGAUAAGGCGCUCGUGUUCCAGCCUCCACGACGCGCUACGGCUGUGCGGUCUCCCGGUUCCGCUACGCACUACCUACGCAAAUCGCCAUCGCCUACUGCGCCCACUGCACCGGCUACAUCCCCACCGCAUCCUCAUCCGCCGAUAACUAAUCAUACUGGAUCUAAGUCCCCAUCUGGAGGCACCACUCCUCACUCGCCUACUGCCCCCACCGAACCCACUCCGCUGAGCAAGGAGCUGGCCGAUGCUAACUGCACUGAGAAGAUCAAGCCUGUGGAGCCUGAGCCUAAUAACGAUGGCAAACUUGGCGAUCUGCACUUCAAACUGCGAUAUGAGAACGAGAAGAGCGCUUUGGUGGUAUCAGUGGUAUCUUGCCAAGGAUUGCCGGGACGCGAGCCCGCUGGCCCCGACCCCUAUGUUAAGCUGCAGCUGCUACCUGAUAAACAACACAAGGUUAAAACCAGAGUUGUACGAAAGACCCGUUGCCCGGUAUACGACGAGGACUUCACAUUCUACGGUAUCGUUCCACAUCAACUCGCAGCCAUUACUCUCCACUUCGUUGUACUCAGCUUCGACAGAUAUUCCCGCGACGAGAUAAUUGGCGAAGUGGUGGCUCCGUUAUCGAACUUGCAGCUACAAAGCGGAGAGGCUAUGGCGCUCUGCCGAGAGAUACAACCACGCAGCCUCAAGAUGCGUAGCGUGGGCCGCGGCGAGGUGCUAGUGUCGCUGUGCUGGCAGCCGGCCGCCGCGAGACUCACCGUCGUGCUGCUCAAAGCACGCAACCUGCCCAAAAUGGACGUCACGGGACUUGCUGAUCCUUACGUGAAGAUGUACCUGCUGUACAACGGGCAGCGCAUUGCAAAGAAGAAGACGCACGUGAAGAAACGCACGCUGAACCCGGUGUUUAACGAGUCGUUCGUUUUCGAAGUCCCAGCUGCGCCCAACGCUACACUCGACCAUGUUUCGCUUGAACUGCUCGUGCUGGAUUGGGACAGAGUAACCAAGAACGAGGUGAUCGGUCGACUUGAGCUGGGCGCAGAAGGCACGGGCAGUGCGCGGCACCACUGGCGCGAGGUGCAAGCCGCGCCGCGCCGCCAGAUCGCCGACUGGCACAAGCUCAAGGAGUAGACCACAUACCACACACUAUAACGUACCACAUACCAUCCUCAUCCUUCUUGACACUAUAAUAUGCUGAUUCUUAAGUUAUUGUUUUUUGGACCUUGUUUUAUCCUAUCUUAAGGUGACACUCGUGUCGUUGCCAUUAAAGAAAUUAUAUUUUUGGGUUCACUACUCUACUUCGAAACUCGCAAAGUCCUGCAAAGUAUUUUACUGUUUCAAUACUUUGUUUAUUGCCAAUAAACGUGCAAUUCUCUACAAUUCGCAUUAGGUACUAAUCCUCAUAUUCUAAACUACACAUUGUCAUUGUUUCUUGUUAACACUCCAUUCUAAUAUUUAAAAUUAUCAUUAAUAUUAUUGGCCACAUUUAAAAAAACCCUAUUUCAUCGUUAUAAUAAUAUUAUUUUGUUGUGUGAGCCAACUCACUUAUUAUUCUUGCACCGUACUUUGGCUAAGUCAAUGUCCAAAUGCAGGUUUAUGUGCGUAUCAUUUUGGUUUAGUGUUAAUUUGUAAUUAUAUUUCGUAUUAGAUAGUCAAAAUUACUAUAUUGUUUCUACGUUCCUUAUAUUUAGAGGAUUUUCUCAUUCAAGUAUACGUACGCUGUACUGGCUUUUACUCACUAAAGCCCAGUUCACUUUGACGAAUUUAGUAAAAAGCAGGACCCGAAAACUUGAUUAUUUAUUAAAAUUGCUAUGCAAAUCGUUUUAGUUGUCGUAUGAGCAAUUUAUACCCCAAAAUCAGUCUUUUCCAUCGUAAACGUCACGUUUACUAAUGUGCCAUUUAUUUCAAAACAUACGAAUUACGGUAAUAAUUAUAUCUUACAGUUUGUGUAACUUAUAGUUUUGUUAAUUGAAUGAGAAAACCUAAAAUUAUAAAACUACUGUCCACUAAUUUACAAAACGCACAGUUGUAUGUAUCCCUGUGGAAACCCGUUACGGUGUGUCUAAAAUAUGUGUUGUCGUGUAUACAGAUGUUUAGGUAUGUAAUUAGUACAUUUAACAUCGUAAAUAUUCUCGUAUUAGUGUUAUAUAAACACCUAGAGAGUUUAAUGGUAGAGAUUGAUCCUACAGAAAGUCAUACUUACUUACAAACCAGUAGCCUAUAGUUAACCAUGAUAUAGUUAGGAAUCGAGACGGAAAGAAGUUAGUACUUACAUGUAAGGAUAUUCAUUAAAACUAUUGGCAGACGUUAAAACGCGGUGCGGGCCCUAUUAUAUUGAAAGGUUUGUAUUGAUAAAGACAUUGAAAUAUAAAAUUCAGAAUAAAAGUAACUGUAUAGGUACUAAUUGUACUUUCUGUAGAUUCAGAAUUCUACUUGUAUUUCAUUCUCUUUUACUCUACAUAUCUAAAUGUAAGACACUUACGUGUGUAAGUACACAAAUGGCAUAGCGACUGCAUCACAAUUGCGAAAUACCACUUGGCAUGCUGUAGGCGCAACUGCAUCGCGGCUGUCUUGCAACUGCUAAGAGUUAGUGCAGCUAACAUGCAGCCAGCGUGUAGUCCGCGAACUAGCACUUUGAAGUCGCGCAUUACAUCCAAAUUGCUUUGACUGCACUCCAACUACUAAUUUGCAUUUGCGAUGCAGUUGGGAUGCAAUUCAUAAGUCUACACCUUAACUUGUAACGGAUUACAUACACUGUAAUUAUUAACUAUAAAUGUGGUUUAAUACAAAAGCUAUUAAUGCCUUUUUUUUAAAUAAUAUAUAUAUC
Messenger RNA from Hyposmocoma kahamanoa, 3048 nucleotides. RefSeq names its product synaptotagmin-4 (gene Syt4). Bases 33 to 1352 code for a protein of 439 amino acids. Gene Ontology annotation, cellular component: synapse; axon; membrane. The transcript has 10 exons. Lineage: Eukaryota; Metazoa; Arthropoda; Insecta; Lepidoptera; Cosmopterigidae. Gene Ontology annotation, molecular function: clathrin binding; phosphatidylserine binding; SNARE binding. Gene Ontology annotation, biological process: cellular response to calcium ion; regulation of dopamine secretion; regulation of calcium ion-dependent exocytosis. The record is from RefSeq and is a predicted model, not a curated record.